Morus notabilis is the source of this 1268-nucleotide messenger RNA. RefSeq names its product L10-interacting MYB domain-containing protein. NCBI's taxonomy places the organism in Eukaryota, Viridiplantae, Streptophyta, Magnoliopsida, Rosales, Moraceae. The transcript has 2 exons. The record is from RefSeq and is a predicted model, not a curated record. The coding region runs from base 163 to 1038 and encodes 291 amino acids.
CUAUUUAUAGUUAUCUGCAAUUUCAACCUAUUCUAGCUUUCCAUUCUUCAAAUGGGCAUUCAAUUUUAUGUUCUACGUACUUAACAUACAAAAUUUGCUGCUUUUUGUACUCAUUUGUAUGUAAAGCAUUUCUUUUUACCUUGGGAUCUUGUCUAGAAGUGAAUGGCAAGCCGAAUUACUCGGUCCCGGGGACAACAAGCUCAGCAGCAAGAUCAACAGAGUAGAGCUAGAUGGACAACUUACCUUACUAAAAUACUUGCGAGCUUGAUGGUCGAACAGGUUUACAGAGGGAAUAGGAAAAACAACUCUUUUGGUAAGAAAGCAUGGAAGAGCAUGUGUGAUGAAUUCUAUAGGAGAACAGGCCUGCAAUGGGAUAAGGAGCAACUGAAGAACCGAUAUGCGGUCUUGAGGAGGCAGUGUGUUAUGGUCAAGUCGCUUCUCGAUCGAGAUGACUUCAGUUUCGAUGAAACCACUGGGACUAUUAGAGCCAAAGAUGAAGCUUGGGCUGCUUACAUCAGGGAACACCCCGAUGCCGAUGCUUUGAAAACCAGUGGCUGCCCAAUUUACAAAGAGCUGUGCACUAUAUUCUCCGAAUCAGCAACUAAUGGAAGACAUGAGCAAUCAGGUGAAUUUGUGGAAGGGAAUCCUUCCUCGAGUAUGCCCCAAGAAUCGUCAUCCGAAUCGGAAGAAAUUGAUGAUCUAGACCAACAAGACACAGUUCAGCCUGCCACGCCUAGUACGACAGGUGUGCGCAAAAAAGGGCGAAGGGGAAUUGAUGGUGCUAUUGCUGAUGCGAUUUCGGAGAUGGCGGCUGCGUCAAGGAUGAAGACAUCGGCAAUUCAGCGAUGGAAUGCAAGAUAUAGCAUAAGCAAAUGCAUCCAAGAAUUGGAUGCGAUGCAAGGUGUUGAUGAGCAACUAUACUUUGCCGCUGUCGACCUUUUCAACAAGGCGAUUGCAAGGGAGACGUUUUUGUCCCUAAAACCUGACAAGCGCUUGACUUGGUUGCGCGGCAAGUGUGUGGCGUAUCCCAUGCCUUGAGUUGACAAAGAACAACCUGACAUACUUGUUCAGUCCUCUCUGCUGUUUUUUGAUUUUGUCUUUUUGGAAGGUUGCGGAAUUAAUGUUUUGACAAUGUAUAUAUCCCAUGGGACAGUUUUACUAUUUUGUUCAACUUCUAGGUGGUUGAAUGGUCAGGUCCAGAUUGUUGACAUAGUACGUUUUGAAUUUGUCAUAGCUCCCCUAGAAAAAAAUUAUCCCAUUGAAGUAAA